Molecule: messenger RNA, 1683 nt
Organism: Knipowitschia caucasica
Lineage: Eukaryota; Metazoa; Chordata; Actinopteri; Gobiiformes; Gobiidae
Source: the annotation of a GenBank genome assembly
AUGCGUGUGUUCACAGAGGGCAUAGGAGAGGGCGUGGAGAGGGACGACUGUGUGCACGCCCUGAGCGGUCAGAUCUUCAUUGGGAUGGUGUCCUCGCAGUUUCAGGCCAGACUGGACACGGUCAGGCUCAUCGACGCCCUGGUCACCGCCUGUAUCCGCUUCGUCUACUUUUCAAUGGAGGACGAACUUCGCAGCAAGGUGUUUGCAGAGAAGAUGGGUUUGGAGACGGGCUGGAACUGUCACAUCUCUCUGACCCCAAACGGAGACAGUCCGUGUGACGGAGGUCCCUGCAGCCCGAGCCACGCCUCUCUGCACGAGGACCUGAACCAAGAUUCUCGUGAUGAAGCUGAAGGUCCUCUUCUGCCGGAGGAGGAGGCUCACUCGGACAUGGUCAGUUUCCAGCCCACAGACAGUGAUGUUCCCAGCUUCCUGGAGGACUGCAACAGGGCCAAACUACCUCGUGGUAUCCACCAGGUUCGCCCACACCUGAAAAAUAUCGAUAAUGUGCCUCUAUUGGUGCCGCUCUUCACGGACUGCACCCCAGACACCAUGUGUGAGAUGAUGAAGAUCAUGCAGGAGAACAGGGAGGUCACCUGUUGUCUGGGCAGUUCUGCAAACUUCCGCAACAGCCGCCUCUUCCUUCAGAGCAACCUCAGCAUAUCGUUGGACCCUCUUUACCCGUCCCAGUGCUCGUGGGAGACAUUUCGAUAUGCUACUGGAGGAGCCUUCAGUGAAGAGCUGGAGGGUCUGUCUCCUCUGAGGCUGUCCGGGCAGCUCAACAGUCUGGGCUGUUCUGUGAGCUUCCACAGGGGGGAGAGCGUUAGCAUGGUCCGGCUAAUUGAGCAGGCCCGGCACACCACCUACGGCAUCCGCAAGUGCUUCCUGUUCCUCCUGCAAUGUCAGCUCAGUCUAGUUAUUAUCCAGUUCUUGGCCUGUCUGGUGCAGCUGCCUCCUCCUCUCAACAUCACUGACAUUCUCUGGGUGUCCUGCUUUAGCUGCCCACUGCUCAGUGUGUCUCUUUUGGGCAAACCUCCCGACAGUUCAGUAAUGACUGUAGCCACCGGGAAAAACCUCAACGCCAUCCCGAAGAAGACGCAGAACUACUUCCUGGGCUGUUUCCUGCUGAAGUUCGGCCUCUCGCUGUGUGCCUGUCUUCUUGGCUUCGGCUUCACGCUGCAGGAGGUCUGUUGCCGCAGUAAUCUGAUGCUCGACAACAGCACUGCCAGCUCCGCCUCCAUCUUCACAGUGAGCUCCUCCGCUGAGGCUCCUGACUGGUUUGGACCCCUGUCCAGCAGCCUGCUACUGACUCAGAAAGUGAUGGCGGCCUUUCUGGUGUUACACACUGUGGUGAUUUCUCUGAGCUAUGUGCAUCGGUCUCAGUCUCUGUGGAGGAAGAGUCCCUUCAGCAACAUCUGGUGGUGCCUCACGGUUCCUGUGGUUUUACUUAGUCAGCUGGUGCAAGCCACAGUGGAUUACCUGUUUUGGCGGGACCAGAACAGCCUCCUGGACUUCAAGCUGCAGGACAUCCCUCUCUUAGCUUGGCUGCUGAUGUCUCUCUCCCUCCUGCUGGUGAUGGUGGUCAACGAAGUCGUCAAAAUGCAUGAAAUACGAGUGAGAGAACGAUACCAGAAGAGACAGAAGCUGCAGUUUGAGACGAAGCUCGGAAUGAACUCUCCUUUCUGA